UGUGUGUGUGAGUGUUAUCCAUGUGUAUAAAUAGCCGAGCGACCCACAGGAUUCGCUUACAUUGCGUGCUUUGCUUCGCUUCGCAUAGACGUUCCAACUUUGCAUACAGUCGCUGGGCAAGGCGCCUAAAAGUAGGCAACAAACGACGAAUAUACCAAUUUGCGCAGCUUGCACAGACAGAGGACCAGUUAAUAAUUGUUUGCUCAAAGCAUGUCAGGAAAAUAGCACAGGAAUAUGGAGAUGUCUGGAUAUCAGGAUAUAAACGCCUUGGAAAAAUCGGUGGCCAAUGCUGGGUCACAGCUGUAUACGAUGGCCCACAAGCUGCAUGCUGUGGAGCGUAGCUUGGAUCAGACGGCCAUGGAGCAAAUGGACGAAAUGGAGGUAAUGGAGCUGCUCGAGUCUAUGACUGAGGUGAAAAACGACUAUCAGAAUCUGCGCAAGGACAUCCAGGAGGUGCAGCAAUUGCAGCGUGACGUCAGCACCUCAAUACGCUUUCAAAUGAGCAACAUGCAGCAGACCUUUCAGAUGCUCAAGAAACGCAUUACCAACUCCCAGCAGCAGCAGAAGAACCGUCGCCAACUCAGAGUACAGCGGGAUCAGCUACAAAGCACAACUGUGACAGCCAACGAGCAUUGAUUUGUGGCAAAUACUCGAAUGUUAGUGUGGGAAAGUGGCAUGUGGUGCAGUGGUAUUGAUCCAGGCGGGGGAUAUUAUAAAUUGACUCCUUAAAUUAUUAUUAUUGAUUUUGCAUGCGUUGUAUUCUGUUAUGUUUACUCAAUAUCUAUGACCUGCUGGGAAAGAAAGAGAGAGCGUGAGAGAGACAGAGAGUGAGAGUAUAGUAAAUGUAGAACCUGUUGCAAUACAAACAUACGAGCACUUUUGAAAACCUACAUAUGCACAUACUUACGUACACUGAAAUCGUGUCAAAUUGUGGGAAAACCAAUCUUUUUACCAUUAUAUACAUAUGUAUAUGUAUAAGCAA
Messenger RNA from Drosophila innubila, 982 nucleotides. RefSeq lists its product as uncharacterized. The coding region runs from base 235 to 636 and encodes 133 amino acids. The transcript has 2 exons. The record is from RefSeq and is a predicted model, not a curated record. Lineage: Eukaryota; Metazoa; Arthropoda; Insecta; Diptera; Drosophilidae.